Daktulosphaira vitifoliae (grape phylloxera) is the source of this 859-nucleotide messenger RNA. RefSeq lists its product as uncharacterized. Bases 56 to 820 code for a protein of 254 amino acids. The record is from RefSeq and is a predicted model, not a curated record. The transcript is spliced from 5 exons. Lineage: Eukaryota; Metazoa; Arthropoda; Insecta; Hemiptera; Phylloxeridae.
AAAACUUUAUUACUUAAGAAAAAAAUAUGUUCACAUUUUACAUUUAUACAAUACAAUGACGCCAACAACUUUUUUUGAAAUGAUUGGUCUUCUAAUAUUUGCCACUCUAUUGAAAAAUGGUCUUACAUACAAGGAAGACGAAAAAAAAAAUUUUAAAAGUUUCUCUUCGUUAAAUUCUUUUGGAAAACCGGCCGAAGCAAAAGUAAUGUACCCGACAAAAUUUAUAGAAUAUGCUAAAGAAAUCACUUAUUUUGAUUUGAAAAUACUCAAAAUUGAGCAUUUUUUUCAACCUGUAGACAGUAACUAUUUGGAAGAAAAACUUAAAACCUUCGAUUUUAAAUUCAAAGAUUUAAAAAUUCAUAGGAAUUCUGAUCCUAAUAAUCUUCCACAAAUUUUGACAACUCCAUCUAAAAUAGACACAAGUGAUAUUUAUUUAAAUUCAACACAUUACUUUUUGUGUAACAUACUUAAUGUUUCCUAUAUGGACGAGUAUAAAAUACGAAAUUUGAUUUAUGAAGCAUUCCUACAUAAUGAAAUUGUUAAUAAAUUUAUAAUCAGCGCAGAAACUAAAAAAAAUUAUUUAGAAAAAAGAAAAAUAGAACAAUUUGGUGUUAAAUUACAAUAUUUGGAAUUGUUCGUCACAGCACUUGUACUUAACGUUUGCAUUUAUAUUUAUGAUGAAGUAUUAGAUCAUUGGCUCUUUUUUCAUAAAGACUGGCCUAAUUAUAAAAAUCUUGAUAUGAAACAAGAAAAAUGCAUCUAUCUAGCCAAGCCACUAAAAAAUAUUAAUAUAUAUCCUGUUUUACAAGUGCAUAAAUAAAAACUUAUUUAAUAUAAAAAAGAUUUUUCCUCUGUUUUA